Ipomoea triloba (trilobed morning glory) is the source of this 1055-nucleotide messenger RNA. Its product is annotated as squamosa promoter-binding protein 1-like. Bases 202 to 741 code for a protein of 179 amino acids. Gene Ontology annotation, cellular component: nucleus. The record is from RefSeq and is a predicted model, not a curated record. Gene Ontology annotation, molecular function: DNA binding. The transcript is spliced from 2 exons. NCBI's taxonomy places the organism in Eukaryota, Viridiplantae, Streptophyta, Magnoliopsida, Solanales, Convolvulaceae.
AAAUUGAUGAGAAUGUGGUCCUCACACAAUUCCUCUCUAGCUACCAACUAGCUUUUCAUCUAUAAUAAAAAUUAUAUUCUCUUUCAUCUUCCCUCUUCUGAUCUCCAUAUCAAUCUCUCCAGAUAUAUCAUCCACUUUCUGAUCUCCCUCCCUAUCUAUCCCCGCGCCUAUAAAUUUGAUGACACCCGAUCGAGCUCGAUCAUGAGUAGUAGCAAGGUGGUAAUGAAGAGGGAGGCCAUGGAGGGGGAGAGGGACUCGCCGUCAUCGGCCGACGACGACAAGAAGAAGCGAGGCGGCGGCAAGAAAGGCGGUGGCGGCAACAAUGGAGGGCCGUCGAUGAGGAGUUGCCAGGCUGAGAAGUGCAGUGCUGAUCUUCACGAAGCUAAGCAGUACCACCGGCGGCAUAAGGUGUGCGAGUACCAUUCCAAGGCGCAGGUGGUGGUCGUCGCCGGUCUCCGGCAACGAUUCUGUCAGCAAUGCAGCCGAUUUCACGAGCUUGGUGAAUUCGACGAAGCUAAGAGGAGUUGCCGGAGGAGGCUGGCCGGACACAACGAGAGGCGGAGGAAGAGCUCGGCUAUAUCAUCCGAGUCUCAGGCGGCGGCAGAAGCGGUGGCCGCAUCUUCAUCAACCCGCAAUCAGUAUCUGAAGGACGUAAACGCGUGCGGGCAGGUUGACGAGAAGGGAAGAAUUCAGAUGUCCAUCCAAGAAAAUUCUUCUUUCAAACACUUUCAGAUCAGAUAAAAUAUUUUACAAAUAUUAAGGAUAUGAUCCUUAUUGAUGCUAGCUAAUUAAUCGACUAUGAAUUGCCCUCUCUCUUCUGUCAUGUGAUCGAAGCUCAAAUCUUAUAUAGUUAGUGGGAUUAACUAAUAAUUAUAUAUAUAUAUAUAUAUAAGUCUAUAUAUAUAUAUGGGGUCAUAAUAUUGAAGAAAGAAGAGAAGCCAUGCUUUGGUUGUUUGUAUGCAUCCAAAGCUGCUUCGUCUAAGGUUUCAUUUGUAUCUACUGAUGAUUAUUGGCUUUACAUUGCUAAAUAAAUUGCACGCAUCGUACGUCCUAAA